This is a messenger RNA of Galdieria sulphuraria, 1725 nucleotides long. RefSeq names its product 26S proteasome regulatory subunit N7. The coding region runs from base 74 to 1228 and encodes 384 amino acids. Gene Ontology annotation, biological process: proteasome-mediated ubiquitin-dependent protein catabolic process. The record is from RefSeq and is a predicted model, not a curated record. NCBI's taxonomy places the organism in Eukaryota, Rhodophyta, Bangiophyceae, Galdieriales, Galdieriaceae. The transcript has 3 exons.
CAAUUGAAAUAAUUUGAAGCGCCAAAAGAAAACUUUUCCAAGAAAAAUUGUUUUGAGUUUUGGGUUAUAUAAAAUGAAUGCUGCAGUUGACAUUACUCAAGAUAUUUGUUUUCAGAUAGCAGACCUCAAGUUUUAUGCGAAAGAACUACAGGACAAAAGUGCUACAGAGAGGCUUAAGAAGAUAUUGUUCGAUAGAAAAGCCUUGCCUUUGUUACAAGCUCUUGCCAAAGAUUUGCCUUCCAUUGCCUUAACUCUUGCAGAAACAGAUGCAUUGAAGACGUCUAAGAGUGAAGAACUUUCAGCGAUAGAAGAAAAGUUGAGAGAUGCUGAACAGAAUUUGGGAGAAAGUGAAGUUCAGGAAGCACUUGUUUCACGUGCAGACUUUUUUGCGAGAAUAGGAAGCUUUCAAGACGCAAUGGACGCCUAUGAAAAAGCAGAGUCUCACGCGGUGGGAGUUGGUAGUAAACUGGAUAUUUUAUUUUGUAUCCUUCGACUAGGACUUGCAGAUUGUAUCAGUAAGAAACUUUUAGCAAAGACGUUGGAAAGAGCAAAGGAUUUAGUUGAGAAUGGUGGAGAUUGGGAACGACGCAAUCGUUUGAAAGUUUACGAAGCUACUUAUUUGUUUCAGAAGAGAGAUUUUAAGGGAGCUUCCAAAUUACUGUUGGACUCAUUGGCUACUUUCUCUGCUUAUGAGUUACAUUCCUAUUCCCAGUUUAUUUUUUAUACCAUUUUGUCCAGUUUGAUUGCCGUUGAUCGUCCUACUUUGAAAACGCAAGUAAUAACGUCACCUGAAGUUCUAUCUUGUGCCUUUCAGUUAAAGAAUAUUUUUGGACUCCUAAAUGGACUUGUUGCAUGUGACUAUCAUCAGUUUAUGAAUGCUCUACUUGGGUUGUUUGGAGAACUGGAACAUGACCGAUAUUUGAAACCUCAUACAUUUUAUAUUAUUCGGGAGUUACGAAUAGUUGCAUACCAUCAAUUUCUUAUAUCAUAUCAGUCGGUUACUUUGGAAGCCAUGGCGAAGGCAUUCGGUUUAAGUACGACAUUUUUGGAUAAGGAACUUGCUCGUUUCAUUGUUUCAGGGCGUAUCAAUUGUAAGAUAGAUCGUAUACAAGGAAUUAUUGAAACGAAUAGGCCGGAUACUCGAAAUUCAUUGUACCAACAAACUAUCAAACAAGGCGAUGUGGUGCUUAAUAAGAUACAGAAGCUUUCUCGAUUUAUAGAUAUCUAAAGUUUCAACUUAGUUUUGAUCAUCAGCUGUUGACCAUUGCUGUUUACAAUGCGUACAAACAAAAUAUAAAACAAUUGCAGUGUCGUUACGUCCAACAGGUCCCAUAAAAUAAACUGCUUCACGGUUUCCACAGUGUGAACACUGUGUACUUCGUGUUCUUCGAAGAGUAGGGUCGAGCCAUACGUCAUACAUUUGCAAAAAUUUUCCUCUUUAAAACAAAAAAUCUUUUGUUCAACUUCAAGUCCCAGAAAGGGCUUACCUGUUGGUUGAAGUGACUACAUUUCGAUAAACUGGAAUUCCCAAGUCCUCCGCAACUUCCUUAUGGGAACAGUUGCGACAAGCAUAUAACAUUCUUCUUUCCCCAGUUUCCUGAAGAUAGGCUCGGUCUUCCAUAGGAUAUAACAUAUUGUUACAUUCUUUACAAAACUUGACGGGCAUAUCGUAACACCACCACACUCAAAACACCACUUGAAAAUAAUAAAUUUUUCAUUCAUUUG